Penicillium mononematosum is the source of this 1242-nucleotide messenger RNA. Its product is annotated as tRNA (adenine-N(1)-)-methyltransferase. NCBI's taxonomy places the organism in Eukaryota, Fungi, Ascomycota, Eurotiomycetes, Eurotiales, Aspergillaceae. Gene Ontology annotation, cellular component: tRNA (m1A) methyltransferase complex. The transcript is spliced from 6 exons. Gene Ontology annotation, biological process: tRNA methylation. Bases 1 to 1242 code for a protein of 413 amino acids. The record is from RefSeq and is a predicted model, not a curated record.
AUGUCUCGUUUGCGCCAGGCCCUGCAGCGCAUCUUUGGUGCGACUCCAACAGGCGCCUUGCGCUCUCGGACAAUUGACACGAAUUUCUCCAUUAUCAAAGAGGGAGACCGAGUCAUUUUACACGGCAAACAGCCCUCAUUAUCAAAGGCAUUGAAACGAGGUGAAAAGCUCCAGACCCCUCGCGGAGCAGUGGAACAUGACAGCAUCAUUGGGAAACGGGUUUGGGACACGGUACAGUCUCGCAAAGGCCUGAAUCUUCGAGUCAGCCUUCCAACAUUAGAAGAAUACGUCGCCCUGACCCCUCGCUUGGUCACGCCGAUCUAUCCACAGGAUGCCAAUUUGAUUGCUUCCCUUCUCGACAUCCAUGUCAACACUCCUGCCGCGGGCGAAAUACAACCCACUACGGAAAUCCUCGAGUCCGGAACAGGCCAUGGAUCCUUGACACUACAUCUGGCGCGCGCCAUUCACGCCGCCAAUACCACUCCUCCGCCUCGCCGUGUCACCAGGCCCGGUGAAAAGGACACGGAGCAAGCAGGAGAGAAACCCGCGGAGCAAACCGCGGAUCCAGCACAGGAGGAAUGGGAUGCAUGGCGAGCGCAGCGCAACGCCGUCAUUCACACAGUCGACGUAUCGCCGAAGUUCUCUGCGCUGGCCGAGAAAAACAUCCGGGGAUUCCGCCGUGGAAUAUAUGCAGGCAACAUUGAUUUCUACGUGGGUCCCGUUGAAAAUUGGAUUGCCCAGCAGAAGCAACAGCGGAAAAAGACUGGCCUGGCUUCACUGACUGGGGGAAACCCCGUCACCCCGUUCCUUUCACACGUUAUUCUGGACAUGCCUUCUUCAAACUUGAGAAUCCCACAUGUUACCCCGAUGUUAAAGCGUGAUGGUCUCCUAGUGGUGUUCAUGCCUAGUAUCACGCAGAUCGGCGAGUCGACUGCCCUUGUUCAGGAAAAGGUGAUCGAGCUUGGCUCCGGAAUCAGCGGUGGCCGUACAUGGGAUGUGCGUUUUGCGACUAAAAAGUCAGGCGCCGACCCAUCGUCUUGGGCUGUCCCUUCAGAUGCUGAGGGUGCCACUCCUGUUGAAGCUGAUGAGCAGUCCGCUGCUUCUGAUGCUAUCUCUGAGGUGUCCACCUCAGAGGAGCCCCCGAAGGGAGGAGAGUCUGUCUUGGUCUGCCGGCCCAAGGUCGGAGUGCGUAUCCAGGGCGGCGGUUUCGUGGCAGUCUGGCGGCGAAUCGAAGACCGGUAA